This is a messenger RNA of Lontra canadensis (Northern American river otter), 1744 nucleotides long. It is a transcript of the gene GJA4, whose product is annotated as gap junction protein alpha 4. The transcript has 2 exons. Gene Ontology annotation, biological process: cell communication. Bases 232 to 1233 code for a protein of 333 amino acids. The record is from RefSeq and is a predicted model, not a curated record. Gene Ontology annotation, cellular component: connexin complex. NCBI's taxonomy places the organism in Eukaryota, Metazoa, Chordata, Mammalia, Carnivora, Mustelidae.
CCCCCCCUCCCACUGGCUCCCCCACCACAAGCUCAAAGGUUAGAGUGAGGGCAGCUGGGUGAGCUACAAUGGACAGGAGAGUGGGGACCGAGGCUUUGGGCCCCCUGAGAAGCUGAAGAUAGCACUGCCACCACCCCCACAAUCUGGGGACACACUGUCACUGCCUGUCACUGGCAAAAGGAAGGAGGGGCAUAGCACAGCUGUGUGACCUUAGACGGAGGCCGGGGAGCCAUGGGCGACUGGGGCUUCCUUGAGAAGCUGUUGGACCAGGUCCAGGAGCACUCCACCGUGGUGGGCAAGAUCUGGCUGACGGUGCUUUUCAUCUUCCGCAUCCUCAUCCUGGGCCUGGCUGGUGAGUCGGUGUGGGGCGACGAGCAGUCCGAUUUCGAGUGUAACACGGCCCAGCCGGGCUGCACCAACGUCUGCUAUGACCAGGCCUUCCCCAUCUCCCACAUUCGCUACUGGGUGCUGCAGUUUCUCUUCGUCAGCACGCCCACCCUGGUCUACCUGGGCCACGUCAUUUACCUGUCCCGGCGUGAGGAGCGGCUGCGGCAGAAGGAGGGGGAGCUACGGGCGCUGCCGGCCAAGGACCCACGCGUGGAGCGGGCACUGGCGGCCAUAGAGCGCCAGAUGGCCAAGAUCUCGGUGGCGGAGGACGGUCGUCUGCGGAUCCGAGGGGCGCUCAUGGGCACCUACGUGGCCAGCGUGCUCUGCAAAAGCGUGCUGGAGGCAGGCUUCCUGUAUGGCCAGUGGCGUCUCUACGGCUGGACCAUGAAGCCUGUGUUCGUGUGCCAGCGCGCACCCUGCCCCUACCUCGUAGACUGCUUCGUCUCUCGGCCCACGGAGAAGACCAUCUUCAUCAUCUUCAUGCUGGUGGUCGGACUCAUCUCCCUGGUCCUCAACGUGCUGGAGCUGGCUCACCUGCUGUGCCGCUGCCUCAGCCGGGAGAUGAGGUCACCGCGGGGCCAGGACACCCCCCCAACUCAGCGGAACUCCUCGGAGCCCUACGCUGACCAGGUCUUCUUCUACCUCCCUGUGGGCGAUGGACCCUCGUCCCCGCCAUGCCCCACCUACAAUGGGCUCUCAUCCAGUGAGCAGAACUGGGCCAACCUGACUACAGAGGAGAGGCUGGCUUCUUCCAGGGCCCCCCUCUUCCUGGACCCACCCCCUGAGAGUGGCCAGAAAUCCCCCAGUCGCCCCAACAGCUCUGCUUCCAAGAAGCAGUAUGUGUAGGGACCUGGGGCUCCUGUUACCCAGCAGAGGGGCCCCAGAAAAUGUGGCUGCCUUGGAGACCCCCUCCAGGAAGACUGCAGGGAUGAGGGGGGCAGUGGAAGCCAGUGCUUGCUGGCCAGGCAGCCUCAUUGCAGCCUGUUUUUGAACAUCUGGGGCCUUCCUGGUGAGCAGAGGGCACCGUGGUUUCCCCUCCAGAAUGUGACUUUGCCCCAGGCAUGGACCAAGCCAGCUUGGGGUGCUCUUGGCCAAGGCUGUUGUGGCAUCUCUGGACUUUUUCAUCUGGUUCAGAGCAAGCCUGGAGCCAGUGUCACCCCACCCUCGUGGGAGAUGCCCCUCUGCCCACAUGUCCCUCACAGGAGAAGGCUGGUCAAGGCUGCUGGGUCGGCCUUGAUCACACGCACGGAGCCUGUGCUGGGUCUGGCCCUGUCCAGGGGACUGGUGUCUUGUUCUCAUCACUCCUUCCUAGUUCCACUGUUUAUGCUUCUAAAAUAAACAAGACUUGAUCACAGGC